Drosophila elegans is the source of this 3946-nucleotide messenger RNA. RefSeq names its product neural cell adhesion molecule 2 (gene DIP-kappa). Gene Ontology annotation, cellular component: neuron projection. The record is from RefSeq and is a predicted model, not a curated record. Bases 316 to 2319 code for a protein of 667 amino acids. Lineage: Eukaryota; Metazoa; Arthropoda; Insecta; Diptera; Drosophilidae. The transcript is spliced from 13 exons.
UUUCAACUGAACGGACGGUCUGCGCCCAGCGAGGGUCGAUACGAAACUAUCUGACGUGCGUUUGGCUAUUUGCGAUUUGCGAUCACACGCGAGUGUCCACUGCGAAAUGUUACUCGGUGCGUUGUCGUUAUCCUUGCCGCUGUCGUUGGUCCUGCCGCUGUCAUUUGCCGGAUUUUGGCAGCCCUCGCCAAAGUUGUGAGCGAGUGAAAGUUUUGUGCAUUUGUCGUGCGGCGACUUCGGUUUACCAUUACUCUAACAUUCGCAUUUGCGUGCUUAAUUUGAAAAGGAACGUGAAGGUAAAGGAUUUCCAAAGCCAUGGCCGAGCCGCACUGGCUGCCACGCCCCCAGUUUCGCCCACGCCCUCAGGUUAAUGUCCUACAAUUGGCCACCGCGAUAAUGGCCACUGUCGCGGUUACCAUGCUGAUGACAGCCACGCCCACACUCGCCGAAAUCCCAGCAAAAGGCAAACACACGCGCCUGGACAGCCAGCAGACGGCACAGGAUGAUUCCGAUUUUCCGCGAUUUGCGGAACCCAUUGCCAAUGUGACUGUUUCCGUUGGCCGAGAUGCCUUGAUGGCCUGCGUGGUGGAGAACCUCAAGGGCUACAAGGUGGCCUGGGUUCGAGUGGACACGCAGACGAUCCUGUCCAUUCACCACAAUGUCAUCUCGCAGAACAGCCGGAUAAGCCUGACCUACAAUGACCAUCGAUCGUGGUACUUGCACAUCAAGGAGGUGGAGGAGACGGAUCGCGGUUGGUACAUGUGCCAAGUGAACACGGAUCCCAUGCGCUCCAGGAAGGGCUACUUGCAGGUGGUGGUUCCCCCCAUGAUUGUCGAGGGCCUGACGAGCAACGACAUGGUGGUGCGCGAGGGUCAGAAUGUAUCGCUGGUUUGCAAGGCACGUGGCUAUCCAGAGCCCUACGUCAUGUGGCGUCGCGAGGACGGCGAGGAGAUGCUAAUUGGCGGGGAGCACGUCAACGUGGUCGACGGGGAGCUGCUGCACAUCACCAAAGUGAGUCGCCUGCACAUGGCCGCAUAUCUGUGCGUCGCCUCCAACGGAGUCCCGCCAUCGAUUAGCAAACGGGUCCACCUGCGUGUGCAAUUUCCACCGAUGCUCUCCAUUCCCAAUCAACUGGAGGGAGCCUAUGUGGGUCAAGAUGUAAUACUAGAGUGCCAUACUGAGGCCUAUCCAGCAUCUAUAAACUACUGGACUACGGAACGCGGCGACAUGAUAAUAUCGGACACCUCGAGAGCCGGCGAUAAAUACGAGACCACAUCGACCGUCAGCGGUUACACAAAAUACAUGAAGUUAAAAAUCCGUGCCGUUGGUCCCAACGAUUUUGGCACAUAUCGCUGUGUGGCCAAAAACUCUCUGGGCGAAACCGAUGGAAAUAUAAAGCUGGAUGAAAUGCCAACACCAACAACAGCCAUUAUUUCAGAGAUGUCCUUGCUCAACCGCAGCUAUGAUGGCAAGAGACGUCAUAGAAAUAAAUUUGACUCGGCUAACGCUUUGCCUGAUUAUGGGGUUGAGGAGUGGCGUGACGGUGCCCAAGGCAACCAUGCUGGGAACAAUGGCGAUAACAAUCAAACGCCCGUGCGUAAUCCGCCCGGAGCAUUUCACAAUUCUGCAGGCUCACUGGCGCAGCAUAAUCUACUUGCUAAAAUAAUGCUCGGCAUUAAAACGCAAUCAUUUGGGAUUUUCAAACGUUUAUCGAGUUCUUUGCCAACGGCAACGGCGGCGGCGGUGGUGCAGGGCUGGCCGUGGCUGUCGACGUUAUCGCUAGUCUCGCCAAGUCGGUGGCGUAUGAGUAAUAUGGAAAGCCAGCCGAACUCACCGGAGACCAUUGUCAACAACGAUACAGUCAUGGGCGCCGGAAGCUGGGUGAGCAGAGGCCAUUGCGGGAACAACAACAACAUCACAACGAACAGUCCACAAAUGUGGGCGCGGCAAUUGCGCAUAUUUCACAUUGCUCAUACGCCGUGUGGCGCGUCAACGCAGCACUCGAAACGCCAACGCCUAUGCGAACGCCAGUGGCAAUGGCUGUGGAAAUGGAAGUGGCAACGUCAAUGGCAGUGGCAGUGGCGGUGGCAGUGGCAGUGGCCAAUGCUCAUUUGCAUAGUAAUAUUGGCUGGCUGUUUUGUUCGGUGGUGGCUGCCAAUGCUGCUGCAUUUUAUCGGUCGCCACAUCGGAACAUUUUCUAUUAGCGCGACGCAUAGGCAACAUUUAAUGUGCCCGUUUUGGGCCACCCGUGGUAAUAAGGUUGUCGCCCAAAACACUACCCCACUCGCAAUGCUCUGCCCCUGGAAGUUUUCAAGAUGAAAUCAAAUAAUUGCAAAGGCAAAAGAAACUCAUUUAGGGCACAAGCAGCUUGAGGAAUGAAAUCAAACCUUGGCCAGACGAAGACAAGGAUUGGGAUGAAUAGAGGCAAGAGGCGGAAGUCCGGACAACUGCAGCGGUGGGAUAUACGUUUGUAUGGGGGUCGGACAUAUAAUAGUUAUGUUUAUACUAGAGCGUAAAAUGAAAAUCAUGUCUAGGACAAGCUGGCCAAAAGCGACAGCGGAUGCGUCUGACAUUCGGCAAAUGAUGUGGCUUCAAUAUCUUUGGCUAGUGUGGCUAACAAAAUGUAAUAUACCUAUGAGUAUCAAAAUAAAUGUCUUCAUUAAACAAAAUUUUUUGGCUUUUGAUUGAAAAAAUAAAAAUGUUUUCAACCAAAUCUAAAUUGAUCUUCAGCGAAUACAGCAUCACAAUUUUGAUUGUGAAAUAUACAAUAUUAAACUUUCUAACAAUUUAUUAAAUAAAUAAUACUGAGGAUCUUAAAGGUUUACGUUCAGGACACACACGUUUAAAGCCACAUCUGAUUACAAAAUGUUGUAUUAUAUAUAAACCAUAAUAGUUCCAAUUAAAUGGAAAUAAAUUAAUUAUAUUCCACAUAAAAAAAAUGCAAAAGAGAAUCGGUUAGAAGUGGAAAAAACGGUUAAUCAAAUUUGCAUUUAGAUGAAAGUAUUUACGCAUACUCGUACAUAGCGAAUUUACAUAGUAAAUUUAGCAGAAUUAUAAAAAAAAAACACAAAAAAAAGCCACAACAUAGCAAAGCAAAAAAGUGUUGGAUUAAGUAAUUUAUUGGAUAUAAUGUUAACACUAAAUAUACAAAUGAAAUUUUUUUGCCUAUGUUUUGUCAAUAAAAUUAAACUGUUAGCAAUGGAUUUAUUUAAUUAAUAUGAUUUUGAUUGCAUUUAAUUUGUUUCACUUAAAGUCAUUUAUGAGCGAAAAAAUAACAUGAAAUGAUUAUUAAGUUCCAUAAAAAUCAUAUUAAAUUAAAUUACCUUUAUUUCUCUUGUUUCUUAUGUUGUUAUUGAGAAUUUUUCUAGAGCAUUUGUAUACUCCUCCCAAAUGUAAAUAUUUCAAUAGUAUAAGCAUUAAUAAGUAUUAAAUGAAUUUAAUGAAACUUCGCUGUACAUAUGAAAGAAAACUAUAUGUGUAAACUCCGACUAAAUUUAUUUAUAUCUAAGGCUCAUAGGGCUUACAGGGCCCUGUUUAAUAAAUUAAAUAAGUAAUACAAAUACAAAAUUAUUAAAAAAUGCUUUAGUUUUCAUUUGUAAAUAAAUCUACCACAUAAAUAUAUACAAGUUGAAAUGAAUGUUAAAGCGUUAAUGAAAUCAAGUAUAUAUCUAUAGAUGUAGGUCGAAACAAAAAAAAAACAGCAAACCAAAAAACACAUCUAAAAUUUGCAGUUUAAAUAUGAUGAGACCUAUUUAUUUAAGCCUACUUAAGAAGCUCAGAAAAUAUAACUAUAAAUACGAAAAAUUAUACAUAACUCGUAAGUUAGCUAUAACAUAUAAAUAUAUGUAUUGAGCUCUAUAUAUGUGAAUAAGUGGCAUAUCUAUGUGACGUAUUUGUAUGUAAAUGUAUGCAACAGUUUACAGCAAAAAUAAAACCAAAAAAACAA